This is a messenger RNA of Paramecium pentaurelia, 1067 nucleotides long. The record is from the annotation of a GenBank genome assembly. Lineage: Eukaryota; Ciliophora; Oligohymenophorea; Peniculida; Parameciidae.
AAUGAGUUAAAACGAAAAUAAAAUGAAGAAAAUGUUACUUAUGGGUUAACAUAAAGUGGGUAAAACUUCAAUGCAUUCAAUUAUUUUUGCAAAUACCCCUCCAAAUUAAGUUAUGUAGAUUGGAUUGACUGUAGAUGUAAAUCAAAAUUCAUUUAAAUUUAUGGGAAAUCUUAAGAUAAAUUUAUGGGAUUGUGGUGGAUAAGUAAUAAUAUUUAGUUUAUUUUGAGGAUAAACUAUUAUAAGAGUAUUUCACUACAUAGAAAUCUACAAUAUUUUCUAAUGUUGAAGUUUUGAUAUAUGUGUUUGAUGUUGAUAAAGAAGGAGAUCUAUUCAUUAAGGAAUUGAAUGAUUUUAAAACUACAGUAACAAGUUUAUCAGAAUGUUCUCCUGGAGCUAUUGUAUUUGUUUUGAUUCACAAAUUUGAUAAAAUAAAAGAAUCAGAAAGAAAAAUUGUAUUUGAAGUAUUAUCACAUUUUAUAUUCUUAGCGAAAAUACAAAGAGAUUAUUCAAAGAGCAGAUGGCUUAAAUAUUGAAAUUAAAGAUGUGUUUUCAACCUCUAUUUGGGAUGAAACUCUAUAUAAGGCUUGGUCUUAGAUUGUUCAGAAUUUGAUACCUAAUAUAAAUGUUAUAAAGGAGAGUUUGAAAGCCUUUUGCCAAACUUGUAGUUGUGAGGAAGUUGUUUUAUUUGAAAAAUCAACUUUCUUGAUUAUUGAUUUUUAGGAAACAACUGAGAAAAAAGGUUUUAAUCAGAUUUAAUAUAUAGAUAUCUAAAAAUAUGAGAGAUUAUCUAAUAUAAUAAAGCAAUUUAAGUUGACUUGUAUGAAAACAUAAGCAAAUAUAUAAGCAAUAACAGUAAAAUCAGAGAAAUUUACUGUCUAUAUAGAUGAAUUUACAGAAAACACAUUUAUAAUGUUGGCUUACACUGAUCCAUCAAUUUAUCCAGCUGCUAUUUCACACAACGUUCAUCAUGUAUAAUUUAAAUUUAUUAAAGGCUUAAAAAUUAUUUGAAAGUAUUCAAGGAUCUGAUACAGAUAAAUUGAAAUAUUUAAUUUAAAGAAGACCAUGAA